Messenger RNA from Choloepus didactylus (southern two-toed sloth), 1112 nucleotides. RefSeq names its product RING1 and YY1 binding protein (gene RYBP). The transcript is spliced from 5 exons. Gene Ontology annotation, cellular component: nucleus. The coding region runs from base 79 to 765 and encodes 228 amino acids. NCBI's taxonomy places the organism in Eukaryota, Metazoa, Chordata, Mammalia, Pilosa, Megalonychidae. The record is from RefSeq and is a predicted model, not a curated record. Gene Ontology annotation, molecular function: transcription coregulator activity; DNA binding. Gene Ontology annotation, biological process: positive regulation of DNA-templated transcription.
ACGACUCCCCGGACGGCGUUUCUCCUCCGAGCGGCGCCGGUUUCGGCUUUGGGGGGGGGGCGGGGGUACAGCCCAUCCAUGACCAUGGGCGACAAGAAGAGCCCGACCAGGCCAAAAAGACAAGCGAAACCUGCCGCAGACGAAGGCUUUUGGGAUUGUAGCGUCUGUACCUUCAGAAACAGCGCUGAAGCCUUUAAAUGCAGCAUCUGCGAUGUGAGGAAAGGCACCUCCACCAGAAAACCUCGGAUAAAUUCUCAGCUGGUUGCACAACAAGUGGCACAACAGUAUGCUACCCCACCACCACCUAAAAAAGAGAAGAAAGAGAAAGUUGAAAAGCAAGACAAAGAAAAACCUGAGAAAGAUAAAGAAAUUAGUCCUAGUGUUACCAAGAAAAAUACCAACAAGAAAACAAAACCAAAGUCCGAUAUUCUGAAAGACCCUCCUAGCGAAGCAAACAGCAUACAGUCUGCAAAUGCUACAACAAAGACCAGUGAAACAAAUCACACCUCAAGGCCCCGGCUGAAAAACGUGGACAGGAGCACUGCACAGCAGUUGGCAGUAACUGUGGGCAACGUCACCGUCAUUAUCACAGACUUUAAGGAAAAGACUCGCUCCUCCUCAACAUCCUCAUCCACAGUGACCUCCAGUGCAGGGUCAGAACAGCAGAACCAGAGCAGCUCGGGGUCGGAGAGCACAGACAAGGGCUCCUCCCGUUCCUCGACGCCAAAGGGUGACAUGUCAGCAGUAAAUGAUGAAUCUUUCUGAAGUUGCACAUGGAAUUGUGAAAACUAUGAAUCAGGGUAUGAAAUUCAAAUCCUCCACCUGCCCAUGCUGCUUGCACCCCUGGAGAUUCUUCUGUGGACAUCGACCUCUUAGUGACGCUACCAGGAUAAUUUCUGCUUGCCAUGGGCAUCUGGCCACCAAGGAAUUUCGCACCCUGACGAUUACUCUUGACACUUUUAUGUAUUCCAUUGUUUUAUAUGAUUUUCCUAACAAUCAUUUAUAAUUGGAUGUGCUCCUGAAUCUACUUUUUAUAAAAAAAAAACAAAAAAAAAAUCUGCUGUGCACAAUUUUCCAUGUACAUUACAACUGGUUUUGGUUUUGGUUUUUUU